AUGGGGACCGAGGCGGCUUUAAAGACGUUCACAGCAGAAGAGCUCGACGAAGCCACGAAUAACUACUCGCGGGAAAACUCGCUCGGCCGCGGCGGCUUCGGCACGGGCUACCGCGGAAAGCUCGCGGAUGGUUCCCCCGUGCUUGUAAUGAAGCUGAACCCCGAUAACACCCGCCAAGCCGCGGAGAAAUUCACCCGCGAAGUGACCAUUUUAACGCGCGCGGACCACCCUCAUCUGGUCAAGCUCCUCGGGUACAAUCCCGAGGCACGCUGUAUCGUGUACGAGUCGCUCCCGGCGGGGAGCCUCGAGGACCGUCUGCUGACGGAGGGCGGACGGAAAACGAUGCGGCAGAAAGACCGUCUGCGAAUCGCGGCGGAGGCGUCAGAAGCUCUCCUCUUCCUCCACCAUCUCGAGCCGCCGAUUCUCCAUCAGGACGUGAAACCCGGAAACGUCAUGCUGAAUGAAGAUCUCUCCUGUAAGGUCGGCGGAGUCGGUCUGGCGAAGUUCCUCCCCGCGAAUGACUCUUCGAUCUGGGGAACGGUGGGGUAUAUCGAUCCGCUGCUUCUCCGCACCGGGAAAUACGGCCCGCAGUCGGAUCUGUACGGAUUAGGGUUGGUGAUCCUGCAGCUGUUGACCGGCGAGAAGGUGAAUAAGGUGCUCGAGUUCGCGAAAUUCGGGCUGGAGGGGAUUCUGGAUCAUUUGGAUAAGACGGUUCAGUGGAACCCGGAGAUUGCGAAGGAGGUUGCUGACGUGGCGCUGAAAUGUAGGGACAGGAUGAGCCGGCCGGAUCUGGAGACGGUGGUGCUGCCGAUGCUGAGGAAAUACGCGGAGCAGACUAAGGGGGAGAAGGAGGCGGAGGCCGCUCCGCCUGCUGCUGCUGCUGCUGCUGCUGGUGGCGGUGGUGCUGGUGGUGGUAAGGGAGGUGGUGGUGGGGCGGGUAAGGGGCAUGAGAAGAAGGGGAAAGGGUGGAGGGGAAAGGAGGAGGGGAAGGGAGGAGGGGAAGAAGGGAGGAGAAGUGAGGAGGGGAAGGGAGGAGGGGAAGGGAGGAGGAGAAGGGAGGAGGGGAAGGGAGGAGGGGAAGGGAGGAGGGGAAGGGAGGAGGGGAAGGGAGGAGGGGAAGGGAGGAGGGGAAGGGAGGAGGGGAAGGGAGGAGGGGAAGGGAGGAGGGGAAGGGAGGAGGGGAAGGGAAAAGGGGAUGGGAAGGGGUGA
Messenger RNA from Closterium sp. Naga37s-1, 1209 nucleotides. NCBI's taxonomy places the organism in Eukaryota, Viridiplantae, Streptophyta, Zygnematophyceae, Desmidiales, Closteriaceae. The record is from the annotation of a GenBank genome assembly.